GGCUGUCAUUCUCAGAGUUGUUGUCUGUGACACGCGGUUUUGUUAUUCUUCGGUGAAAACAAAUCAAACUGAAUCAAAUAAAUAUAAAUUACGAUGGAAGUUGAAACGGAAUUUAAACAUUCAAUUAAGGUGCCGAUGCAGUACAAAAAAGCGGCCAAAGUUCUGAAAAACUCAAUGGAAAGUAAUGCUUCAAUAAAAGGGCAGAUAUUUGCAGAAAAACAUGCGAAAACCAACCGUUUAUAUGCAUUAAUCAGCAAAAUCUCACAAAAUAAGGGGACAAUCGAUGCUCUGCUGGAACGGAGUAAGAUUUUGGAGCGAGAAAAUCGACUUGACAAGUAUUUGUGUUACGUUUUGGUAACCGAAUUGGUGUUUGGAGCAAAAAAAUUGAAUGGAGAGUCAAAGCCGGUAUUGUGUGUUGCUGGUUACGAAGAGAAAUUCAAAGAAAUAUUAGCAGAAAUCCAAAAUGAAGGGAAAUCUGGAACUAGCGCUGGUUCGUCCGUACAAAAUAGCGUGGCAAAACCUCGAUAUGUUCGUGUAAACAGAAAUCAAAUGUCACGAUCAGAGGCUAUGGAAGUAUUUGCCAACGAUGGAUGGAUUGAAGUAAAAUGUGAAAAUUACGAUGAUUUCCUGAAUGCAAUCGAAAACUUCAGUGACGAGCAAUUCGUUGCAGAUAUACAUGUAAAAGACUUGUUUGUGUUCCCAGCGAGCAGUAAACGAUACUGGGCAUUGAGCAGUUUAACCAAAGAAUCUAAAGUCAUUCUUCAAGACAAAGCCAGUUGUUUGCCAUCAUUCUUAUUGAGCCCGCCACGUGGAAGUUAUGUAUUGGAUAUGUGUGCCGCACCCGGUAUGAAAACGUCGCAUUUGGCAGCCAUCAUGAAAAAUCGAGGAACAAUUUGGGCAGUGGAACGAGAUCGAAGACGUUUCGAGACAUUAACUCAAUUUGCACAGAAAACAAAUUGCAAAAUUGUCAAAACCAUCAAUGACGACAUCCUUUCGAUAGAUCCCGCUGAAUACGAAUUGGUGGAGUAUAUCUUGCUAGAUCCACCAUGCUCUGGUAGUGGAAUGACCAAUCGCAUCAAUAUUUUCGAAGAAAAUUCCGUCGACAGAUUGCUUCAAUUGCAAUCGUUACAAUCGAAAAUGUUGAUUUUUGCAUUGAAAAACUUUCCAAACGCCAAGAAAUUGAUCUACUCAACGUGUUCAAUCAAUGUCGAAGAAAAUGAACAGGUCAUUCAACGGGCACUCGAAAUAUGCACAGACAGUUAUUGGAAAUUGGUGAAACCAAUCGAAUUUGCGGAAACAUGGAAAAAUUUCGGCAGUCCCAAGUACAAACACAUUGGCAAAAAGUGUCUUUAUGCCAAACCAGAUAUUGAUCGAACCGAUGGAUUUUUCGUGGCAAUAUUUGAACGGGAACAGCAAACCGAAUAAAUUACACGUGUGUAAUGUUGACAUUAAUUGAAAUAUCCAUUCUUUUUGUUUGUUGAAUUCUUGAAAUAAAUCCAAUUUUUAUUCUGAAUUUCAAUAGUUAUAAAUGACAUUCAAUGUACACUAUUCCAUGAGUCAUUCAAUCAAAAGGCUUAGAACGAUCGGAAAGUUGUUCGUUUCAAACGAUGAAAUCAGUCGAAAACGUGCUAAAUAAAUGAACCAUCAAAUUUACAUUUAAGUGAAGCUCGACUUACUCUACGUUUACAAAAAACAUAUAUGUUCAUUCUUUUCUUUGUUGUGAUUUCAUUGUCAAGAAAAUAUAGUUUAAAGGGAAAAAAAAUCAAUUCAUAAAUAAAUUUGAAAAUUGUAUUCAAUGGAAUGGUUACGUUAA
Sitodiplosis mosellana (orange wheat blossom midge) is the source of this 1813-nucleotide messenger RNA. It is a transcript of the gene Nsun5, whose product is annotated as 28S rRNA (cytosine-C(5))-methyltransferase. The record is from RefSeq and is a predicted model, not a curated record. Gene Ontology annotation, molecular function: methyltransferase activity. Gene Ontology annotation, cellular component: nucleolus. Gene Ontology annotation, biological process: rRNA base methylation. Lineage: Eukaryota; Metazoa; Arthropoda; Insecta; Diptera; Cecidomyiidae. The transcript is spliced from 5 exons. Bases 94 to 1425 code for a protein of 443 amino acids.